AACGAACAUAUCUGGAUAUCAUACCUGCACUUAUUGAUUGUGGCUGAUGUUUGAUUGAUUGAGAAUAACAACAACGGGAUUCUGACAAAGAGGCUGCUUAUGAAACCGUAGAGUUGUUUACGAAAACGGCUCAGUUAGAGUUCCGUGACAGCGAUAGAUAAGCUUCUAUCACAGUAACCAUAUAAACCUAACGUUACCUUGUGGGGCAUAUUUGCUGCUUAAGUGUCUUGGUAUACUGUUUUUGUAUAUCUACAUAUAGGUGUCGUAACAUAAAUGUGGCUGCAAAUGAGGUUGUCCAUAUCCCUGCGUGUGAUGGAUUAACAUUCAAACGAGAGACAAAUAAAAGGAGCUUAUGAAAGAGCAGCAUGGAGUGGCCGGGGGAUUUUCCCGAAGACCAUGCCUUUGCAGAUCUGCUGGUUCCAGGGGUUUCCAGUGAGCUGGACUUUGAGCAGCUCCUAAAAGACACAGAGGAGAAACUCAAUCUCAAUGCCAACAGCAUUGAACAGCAGCUGAAGGAGCUCCAGGCCAAAAUGGGAGAAUCCCGGGAGCGUCCGCCGAGCCCUUCAGAAUGCCUGCAGUGGUUCAACCUCAGAGCGAACAGUUUCAGGCCUGUUACCACAGGACAUCAAGAACUCAUGGACUUCUUCAGAGCUUUGAUACAGUACCUGAGGUCUGAAGAGGAGGGGAAAGAGGAAGUGACUCUUCAGCUGCUUCUGAAUCUGUCAUCCCAAUGUGGUGUCUGCUUUCCAUGCACCCCUUCUUCUUCCUCCUCAUCCUCCUCUCUGCUGGCCGUCUCCAUCAACUUGGUUCAUACAGUCAGAGAUGACGCUUCAUUGGAGAUCCAGGAAGCUUGGGAUGACGUGCGUCUCCAGCUGCGCCGCCACCUGCUGGAAAGGCUGUCUGCACGCAACCCAGAUCACCCAGGACAAAGAAAUAUUUCCGUCCCUGAGCGGCUCCACUGUCUACAACAGCUGUUCUUGCUUUACCCUGAGUCGGAAGCCCUCACACAUUACCAGAGCCUGAGAAGCCAAUCUGUGCUGGCUCUUCUGCACUCUAACCUGAGUUCAAGCCCUGGAAGUGAGGCCGGCUUUGACAGACUUGCUGAAGGUUUCCGCUCUGUGGUCCCAGCUCUGACCCAGGCCCUCACAGAGGAGAUCCAUGUCCUUUUAAGACUAGCAGAACCGCACACCAUCCUGGGUUUCCUUAAUGCGGCCUACCUCAGCACUGUGACCCGAGCACUGGCCUCGUUGAUGGAGAGAGAAUCUGAGACAGCCCUGAGGGACAACACCUCGCUCACUAGCAAGAUAAAGAAAUAUUCAGCCAGGUCGCGAGCAACUGUAGCGCCAAUGGAGCUUCCCAUGAAAAACAGGAGCUUCAGUUUAACCUCCCACCAGUUGAAGGCAUUUACCCUGCUGGCCUGCACCCUUCUGGGGUUUGAGAGGACGGUGAUGGAGCUGGUCACCAAUAUGACCUUCAUUGACUGUACAGGAGAGACCCCCUCUGUUAAAGGCAUCUUGAAAAGGAAUCGAGAGGAUUUGGACAUGACACCAGACUGCAAGAAGUCCACAGCAGAAACACCUAGCCACACGACAGAGGCACAGGUUUUGGAGUUUGACUGGAGGUCAGCAUUUAGGGGGCUGGUCCCUCACAUGGCACAUUGUGUUAAAGUGGUCCUGGAUGAGGUUUGUUUCAAAAGUCUAAAGCAGGAAGAGGAUCUCCAUUCUUUGGGACACACCUCAAUCCCCUUGAGUCGCACAAGAGGACACACUGCCAUCCCUGCCGGAAACACACAUCUCAGAGAAGAUUACUUCUACACCUAUUCAGAGAGAGAGACUCCUGUGAUGACAGCAAAGUUCUGUGGAGCAAUCAUGACUGAGAUGGAUGCCUUACUACCCUUGGCAGCAGCCUGCAGAGACAGCUCUCUCCUUGAGGUGCGAUCAAGCUUUGUAGAAGCGUGUAGCAGGGCAGUGUUUGCCUUGCUAGGCCGUUUGCAGGAGAGGGCCCUGGAGGUACCAUCCUCUGCACCCCUGAGGAACCUCCCUGCUCUGCUGGCCACUUGCAUUUAUGUGCAGCAACGACUGGAGCACUACCAUGCCAGGCUGAAAGAUUCAACCUCUACUGCGGCUAAAGUACCCCUGACCCUGCUGCCUAUUCAGAAGUACAAAGAAACAGUGGAGGCCUUGAGAGAGCAGCUGACCAGUUACUGUAUCCAGAUUUGUUCCACCUGCAUUUUUCAAGACGCAGAGAGUCACCACUGGGCUGACCUCCAACCCUUCUAUGAGGGUGAGCGAUGUUCCUUCUCGGUACAGAUGUGGUUUUACUUCCUGUGUGGGCUCCGUAGCGACCUGUGGGCAAUUCUCCCGGCAGAUAUGGCCAAGGAGCUGCUCGGGCAGGUGCUGUCAGAGACUUUACAGCUGCUAGUGCAAAGAUAUGCCAAGGCCCGUCCAUCGUACAAGAGACACCUGCAAAUCAGAUGUGACAUUACAGCAGUGUUGCUGUAUGUGGAGCAGCUUAUGUGGAGUGUGUGUGAGAGUCCCGAGGCCUUGUGGCGCUCCAAUCCUUCUUCAGCAAUUGCCAUAAUAGCGGGCGGAUCAGAUUGGCCAUACCAAAUCCACAGCCUGUGUGAGCAACUCCUGACAGUCCUUGUCAUUGUGACUGCACCUCUUCCCUUGCUGUAUAGGAUGUUUAUGAAUAAUCCUGGGAAAGAGUCCACGCCUCAGCAUGACAGCCAUGCUGUCCUUUGGUUAAACGCUAUCAACCCUGACCUCUUCACAGAGCAGGCCAUACGAGAUGGUCUUGUGGGCCAGGCAGGCUCUCUGUGUCAGCUGAGGCUGCUGACCUCUGACCCAGGACACAAUCCUCGGUUGCUUCUGAGAAUGCUGUUGUACAAAGACUGUCACCUGCCCACAAUACUCCUGGAAAACUCUUAUCUUUGCCAAGAGAACAGCUUAGAAAUGUCUACAGACAGCUGCAAGGCCGGAGAUGACUUCAUAGUUGCAUCGUUCAACCUCUUCAGUCACCUGAAUAAUGUUCCAAAGGCCUUGACUCAGUCCCUUCAGCCAUACCUGGAACGGUCAUGCAUAUGGGAGCAUCUCUUCACACUGGCAGGGCCAGUGUUGACAUCGCGUGCACACACGACCCGGCCUGUUCCUGUAGUGAUCAGCUGUGUCCGAACGAUCAUCACCAAGUCUACCAACAGCAUCCUGGUACACCUGGUCUCAAUGGUCAGUGGUUGGCAGGCCGCGGAGGAGCCUAGUGGAGCUUUGUUAAAGCAAAAUGUACCAGAGAGCAUCCUGGCUAAAAUACCCAAGGAGUGGAACUUCACACCACUGGAAGCAAGGGGAAAGGAGACUGCCACUAAGACUGUCAUAUCCGUUACUAUCCAAGCCUUAUCCCUCAUUUUCACCAACCUGCCCUUGGCCGUAGCAUCCAUACCUCUUCCCAUCCGCUACCUCUUCCAAGUUGCAGAGAAACACCUCUCCCAGCAAGCUCGGCAGCUGCGCUUAAUGGGCCUGUUACUCUGGGCCCUGUUAGGCUGUCUGAUCCAGGGCCUGGAGGACCCUGACACACUAGAACAGAUCAGUGGUCUGUCCCUGAACCGUGGGGCAAAGGAACCUCUGUCCCUGCUGGCUGAGUGCCUACAGGCUACCAUGGGCAUUCAACAGAAGGGCAUUCCCAAACCAUCAGUGCACAAAGUGCUGCAGACUCUGGAGGAGAAAAGACCAAAGUGGACAAACAUGCAGCUGCACAAGGCCCGCAAGCUCUGCUCAGACAGUGUUUUUGAGCGAGGAAAGGAGAGCGGAGUCGCUGAACUGACUGAGCAGAAAAUAGGCCUGAUGCUGCUGGAGGUCUGCCACAAAGCAGGUGGCAGCGACUACCUGAGGCAGAUCUAUCACAUCAUCCAAGGCAAUGAGGAAUUACUGAUGUCUAAACUAAGUGGAAGCACAAACUCGCCCAGUGGUCAUCCUCACUUGGUUAACUUUGACCUUGGCUCUGAGAGUCGCAUGGACACUGACUGUUUCAACCCUCUCCACCAGUUUGAUCAUGUUGGCAAGAAGAAGCUGGAUCAGAGUGCAGUGGUCGACUGGGCAUGGGACUGGCCAAAACUGCUGCCAGCCUAUCAGGGCAUGAGUCAGAUCACCUUCAAAACUCUGCUGGCCAACAGGUGGGAGAUGCAGAAGGAUGCAGAGUUGGAAGACGGAGAAAAAUGUAUAGUAGAGGAACUUCAGAAAGCCUAUUUUGUUUGCUGCUGCAGCCCAGGAACGCAGGACUGUCCCGGAGCUGAUGAGACACUCACAGAGGAGACCCAGGGGGAAACAAAACAAUCCGAUAAAAGUGCUGCCCAAUAACAAUCCAAGCAGUUGGAGUUUUUUUUAUCAUGUUGUAAAUGUUUUCUUGUAAUACUAAGUUGCAGCUCUCAAGGUAGUAGAAUCUGUGUGUGUGUGUGUGUGUGUGUGUGUUCACAUUUGAGCGUGCACUGUGUCAAGCAAGUUUGACUAUGUGUGUGCAAGAAAAUAUGAGUGAGAGAGCGGACAAGAAACUGUGGAACAACAAAAAGAGUGAGGCAGACGUUGGCUCCCUUUUUAUGCACACGUCUCAGACAACCUCGCUGUGCUUUUCUGUGCUACUUCAGACAUUUCAUCUUUUUGGAGCACACCUCCAUAAAUCAGUACUGGGAAAGGGAGAGCCUGGAUUUGUUUGCCUGGGACAAGAUGGGACUGUGUGAUCACUGUUGGUAGUUGAAGUUUUUUUUUUGUGAGACAGUGAGUGUAAAGACAUUGGUGUCAGCAUACUUUCUCCUGCUUCCUAAAAGCAAACAUCAAAUAUUAAGGUUUGGAAGCAAGAUGAUGUCUGUUUUGAUUACAGCGUGUCCCAAAAAUCAGUCAGUAUUUUUUGAAAACUGUGAAAACAUUUACUUUUUGUGUUACGAUGGCACAGACAUUUUUUCCAGGUUUGUCCAUAUUUUGUCAUUUAUGAGGAGAAUGUUUUAGAAUUAAACAGGAAAAAUGAAAUCAUAGUCUUACUUGCACCAUUGAACAAACUUCAGUCAUCGAUCAAUCUGUGUGAUCUCUGUGCAUUCAAUCAUUUAUGCUAUGAAGUAAGCAUUCUUAAAUACUUACAUCAGAUGUUCUUUCGUUGUGUAUCUGAUGUUCAGAUGAGGAUUAAACCACCCAAAUUAUGCUCUUUUCAUCAACAAGAAUAUAAUUUCAACUAACAAAGGCUACUGCACACCCUGGGCAAUUCCUUCGAGAGAGCUGGAAAAGUAUUCCUGCUCCAAAGAGAGUUGUUCCUUCCUUUAACUAGAUAAGAUUAAUGCAAAUGUAGCAAGAUUGCAAUCGGCAAACCACUUAGAGAAUACAAAAGACAACAAAAUGGUUAGCAAGUGAAUUCUGCCUAUGCAUCUUAACAAAGGCUAAAAGGCAGCAAAGCAUGAUUAGUCUUUGUUAAUGUAUUGUAUUUAAUAUAAGAAUUAAAGCUUUUUGUGUUGCAGUAAAAAUAGUGUUUAACUAGCCAAACUGUUAUUGUAAGAUAACUGUUUUCUGUGAAAGAAAUGCUUUGAUCUCUUUCUUUUUAUCCCUCGCCAUCCCUCUUAAGUAAGCACCUGUAAGGUUAUUCAUUUGUAUUUCCAUUGGGUGAGGUUUAGAAGACAGCUGUCAGAAAAGCUGACAGUAUAAUUCACAACAAAUCAUUACAAAGAAUGAUUCAUCUCAAAGAAAUAAACUGAAUACUCUAUUAUACAGGAUUCAGUUAGGGAUUAUCAAACCUACACAAACAUUUUAGAAUCCCGGAGCGCAUCAUGACAUAUUCAUACAGGAUAAACAGCCGCAGCAUUUUGACUCCUCUGAUUUCCAUUUCAAUUGAUUACCCACAGUAUAUUAGUGCAUUAUGCACAGCAAACUAUCACAGAAGACACAUGUGGUUUUAUUUCUAUGUUCAUACAUUGAGUACAACAAGCCCUUUGUCAUCAUGUUGGGAUCCAAAGUAGUAGCAUAACAGGAAGAAAAUCAUCCUGUUGCCGCACUGUGGUUUCACUCUAUCAAUAAGGUCCUAAUUCCCUAUUAUUUAAGUAACAAACAAGUCAUAGUGCAUUUUUCCCAAAUAUAAAAUGCCUAUUCCACAUAGACCAGCCAAGCAACUCUGAAUACAUUAUAUCUAAGCACAAGAGCACAAGAGCACAAGAACACUGACCACCGCCAAGACCAUGUCAUUUUUCAAAUAUGAAAUGAAAUGGCCGACGUUACACUGUGUUUCAUGAAAAAAUCAAGCCAGUAGGUUUUCCAUAAUCAUGCUGACAUACAGACAGAAUUGCAACCUGAAAAAAAUAUACAUAUACAUAUAUAUGGAGAGGUAAUUUGUGGAUCAAGGAUAAAGCUACUUUUUCCAAAGUUAUGGUAAUACAUUGACAGCCCCAAGACAGUCAUAUAAUCCUAUUUACCUACCCCAUUGGAAACGUCUUUCCAUGGUUUAGCUUAUUUAAAAGCACAUCAAGUCAAACAAAUCUUCAACAAGGUGUAAACUUUGAACAUCGGCCUGAAUCUAUGGUUUGCUGAGUGUUCUGCACCCGCUUCAGUGUGUGUGUGACGCGGUCUGUCAUGCUACGUCAGCACGGCAGAUAGCUAACAGUUUUCCCAAGUCGUAAUAAAGAUUGAACAGCUUGUAUUUUCCAACGUUUACUUAGGAAGCACUGUAAAACUGGUUCAGUAUUUCAAUCAUUACAGACGUUGUUUAAGAACAAUAGUUACAUUGCCUGUUAAAACGUAUAACAACAAAUGCGUUAGCUUAUGGCUAACUUAUAUGGGAAACUGCAUUGUAAUGCUAGCAGUUAGCAUUUACGACCCAAUACACAUUUCAAAAUAACUUGGAUUAAUUAACAAAGGGUUUCAUUACUGUCGAGAUACUAUAUGAGUCCAUACUUACAGGCAAACGUGUUUUCUGGCCAACAUAAGUCAAGAGAGAAAAAUAUUCGACAGCUCAUCUCACCAUGCGUUAUCGGACUACGGCAAUAUACAUAAUAAACAUUACUUUACGAGUCACCACUAGGGGUCACUAAUUCUCCAGAUAAACAUCAGAACUUCACACUGAGGGCCAACCAAGACUAAAGGACCUAACUUCGAUUUACAAUACUUGUUAACCUCCUCAAACACAAAGUAAAGAAAUAUUUCCAAGUACAUAACUCAAGUCAACACCUCUCCUCCUCUCUUUUGUUGCAUUGAGUAUUGAUUAAGCGAAAAGCAUCUCUUUUAUCAUGUCAAUCUCAGUGGAUUUCAAUGUCACAAUACGUCUUCUCGUUUCUUAUUUGGGUCUCCCCUCGCAGCAAUUCCAGUGCUCUGCUUGAGGAAACAGGGUAUUUCAUCUCCCUUGAUAAACAGUUUAUAGAGGUUGAUAAAUUCAACUUCUAGAGGACGUUCAAAAGUAGGGCAUACAGGUUAAGUUAAAACAGGAGGCUAUUUCUGUGAAUCAAAACACACAUCAACAAGUACAGGUGCUGGUACAUAAUACAGGAGAGUACGGCACCGCAAGUGUUUUCUGAUUUUCUUUUAAAAUAAUGAAAUAUGUUUUUUCUAUCCCCUUAAAAGUUUUUGAUCUGAUGGAUUUCACUAAUGCAGUUUUAUUGGGAACUAUCCUGGAAAUGCUCACAACAACAGCUUAAGAGAAUCUGAUGACUUUGUGUUAAAGGUUGACAGUCUGAUUGAAUUAUUAUCCUCUUUUAUUAUUCUUUUAAACAUAAAAAUAUAUAUAUAUAUGUUUUUAAAUGUUUAUGUAAGUAAAAUUAAACAUUUUUUAUUGACAAUGCCUUACAUGUGUGGAACAUCCUCAUUUAUGUUUGAAUGGUGUUGCUAAAUUGGUUAAGUACAUGUGUAUGCUUUUAGCUCCCUACCUUUCCUGCAAAAGUUCUUGUUUGUUUUCUAUGGAUUUGUAUAUGUGAAUGUAUAAGUUUCACAUGUGUUUUUCUAUUAUGUAAGUCUUUGUUUAUAUAUCACAUAUUGUAUAAUACUUGUAUUGUUUAAUGUACAACACAAUUGUUAAAAUAAAUAAAUGAACAAGUUUAGUGAAACUAUCAAUAGGCUUCUUAUUAAGCAUAGUUAAGGAAUGUGAUAUAAUAUGGGGGAGUGUGAUGUAAACCAGUGCAGCAUAUGCAAUGAAAAAAAUCGUUAUUUCCAAAUAAUUUAAAUUCCCUAUUGAAAUGCAUUUGAGUAGAAAAGUUAAAUCAAAUUCAAUACAAUCAUCAAAGUACGAAAACCUGUAUUUAAGU
Messenger RNA from Eleginops maclovinus (Patagonian blennie), 8254 nucleotides. Its product is annotated as KIAA0825 ortholog. The record is from RefSeq and is a predicted model, not a curated record. Lineage: Eukaryota; Metazoa; Chordata; Actinopteri; Perciformes; Eleginopidae. The transcript is spliced from 24 exons. The coding region runs from base 366 to 4349 and encodes 1327 amino acids.